Etheostoma cragini (Arkansas darter) is the source of this 5028-nucleotide messenger RNA. It is a transcript of the gene rasgrf2a, whose product is annotated as Ras protein-specific guanine nucleotide-releasing factor 2a. The transcript is spliced from 29 exons. Gene Ontology annotation, cellular component: plasma membrane. The coding region runs from base 517 to 4479 and encodes 1320 amino acids. Gene Ontology annotation, molecular function: guanyl-nucleotide exchange factor activity; protein binding. NCBI's taxonomy places the organism in Eukaryota, Metazoa, Chordata, Actinopteri, Perciformes, Percidae. The record is from RefSeq and is a predicted model, not a curated record. Gene Ontology annotation, biological process: positive regulation of GTPase activity; Ras protein signal transduction.
CAGCGAGCAGGCAGCGGCGCGCGGCGAGCUGCAGCCAGCGACCUGUCUCUUUAAGUUGGUGUCAAAGGCGAUUACCGCUGAUCUCCGUCGUGAUUCUGGUGUCCCCGUCUGUUCCCUCGGUCUAUUUCGGUCUCCGCGGUGCCGCCGGCGGGACGGUCAGCUUUCUCCUUCUUUUGAUGCAUUUCCAUCACUCAGGGAGAGUAACAUCGGAGGGCUCGAGCGCUAGCGAACUCCUCGCCGAAGUUUGGAGCAUGGGAGCGUCGCGAAGUGUUUCCUGCGGCUUUGCUUCGUGAGAAAGCCCGGCAUUAAAGCCCCAAUUUGCCGCCCUGCGGAGCGUCUCGUUAACUUUUUCUACCAUGGUAAGCCUGGAUUACUUUCCCUGCUAACGGAUAUAUGAAACCGCUUUCUCUCUGCUCAUCACGGCAGUGACAGAAACCCGGGAUAUGCAGUGAUGCCUCGGGUUACUGUUUGAAGUGCACCAAAAUAAACAACAAAACAAAUCCGGUUGGCCAUAAGAUGCAGAAGGGCGUGCGGUACAACGAGGGUCACGCUCUGUACCUGUCGGUGGUUGCGCGUAAAGAGGGCUCCAAGCGCGGCUUCCUGAGCAAGAAGACCACGGAGAUCAGCCGCUGGACCGAGAAGUACUUCGCUCUCUACCAGAACGUGCUCUUCUACUUUGAGAACGACCAGAGCGCGAGGCCCUCCGGGAUAUACCUACUGGAGGGAUGCACGUGCGAGCGGGCCCCUGCACCCAAAGUCUCCGCCAUCAGCAAGGAGCCCAUGGAGAAACAGCAGCACUAUUUUCUGGUGAUUUUCGGCCACGAUGGACAGAAACCUUUGGAGCUGCGGACGGAGGAAGAGUCGGACUGCAACGAGUGGGUGGAGUACAUCCAGCAGGCCAGUUACUCUGACAUUAUCAUCGAGCGUGAGAUCCUGAUGCAGAAGUACAUCCACCUGGUCCAGGUCAUGGAGACGGAGAAGAUUGCAGCCAAUCAGCUCCGCACCCAGCUGGAGGACCAGGACACGGAGAUCGAGAGGCUCAAAGCUGAGAUUGUUGUGUUGAACAAAACCAAAGCGAGGAUGCAGCCGUACCACAGCAACCAAGAGGAGGAGGACCCAGAUAUCAAAAAGAUCAAAAAGGUGCAAAGCUUCAUGCGCGGCUGGCUGUGCCGGAGGAAGUGGAAGAUCAUCGUCCAGGACUACAUCAGUUCGCCUCACGCCGAGAGCAUGCGGAAGAGGAACCAGAUCGUCUUCAACAUGGUGGAAGCGGAGACGGAAUACGUCCACCAGCUGUCCAUCCUGGUCAACUGUUUCCUGCGCCCGCUGCGCAUGGCCGCCAGCUCCAAGAAACCUCCCAUCAGCCACGACGACGUCAGCACCAUCUUCCUCAACAGUGAGACCAUCAUGUUUCUGCACGAGAUCUUCCAUCAGGGUCUUAACGCUCGGAUCGCCAACUGGCCCACGCUGGUUCUGGCGGACCUGUUUGACAUCCUGCUGCCGAUGCUGAACAUCUACCAGGAGUUUGUGCGGAACCACCAGUACAGCCUGCAGGUCCUGGCCAACUGCAAGCAGAACCGAGACUUCGACAAGCUGCUGAAACAGUACGAGUCCAACGCUGCCUGUGAGGGACGCAUGCUGGAGACGUUCCUCACGUACCCCAUGUUCCAGAUUCCACGAUACAUCAUCACUCUUCACGAGCUGCUGGCCCACACGCCCCAUGAGCACGUCGAGCGCAAGAGUAUGGAGUUUGCCAAAUCCAAACUGGAGGAGCUCUCCAAGAUGAUGCACGAUGAAGUGAGCGACACCGAGAACAUCAGGAAGAAUCUGGCCAUCGAGCGGAUGAUCGUCGAGGGCUGUGACAUCCUGUUGGACACGAGUCAGACCUUCGUCAGACAAGGCUCUCUCAUCCAGCUGCCGUCCAGCAGCGAGCGGGGCAUGCUCAGUAAAGUCCGCCUGGGCUCGCUCACACUGAGGAAGGAAGGAGAGCGGCAGUGUUUCCUGUUCACCAAGCACUUCCUCAUCUGUACACGCACGUCUGGAGGAAAGCUUCACCUGCUGAAGCAAGGAGGCACGUUGUCCCUGAUAGAAUGCACUCUCAUCGAAGAACUAGAUGCCAAUGAUGAAGACUACAACGCAGCAGGUCAAGGCUUCAACCACCUGGAGUUUAAGAUCGUGGUGGAGCCUCCUGAUGGUCAGCCUUUCUCCGUCGUCCUCUUGGCUCCUUCUCGCCAAGAAAAGGCCGCCUGGACCAGCGACAUCAGCCAGUGCAUCGAUAAUAUCCGAUGCAACGGCCUGAUGACCAGCGUGUUUGAGGAGAACUCCAAAGUGUCGGUGCCGCACAUGAUCAAGUCUGACGCCCGACUGCAUAAAGACGACAUCGACAUUUGCUUCAGCAAGACGCUCAACUCCUGCAAGGUCCCCCAGAUCCGAUACGCCAGCGUGGAGCGCCUCCUGGAGCGACUCACCGACCUGCGGUUCCUCUCCAUAGAUUUCCUCAACACCUUCCUUCACACGUACAGGAUCUUCACCACCGCGGCCGUGGUCAUCGACAAGCUGGCGGACAUCUACAAGAAGCCGUUUACCUCCAUACCUGUCAGGAUCGAGCAACAUUCGUGUGAUCGUCUGUCCAUCAUGUCCCUCUGUCCCGACUACAGUCUGAAGAUCACACAGCUCGCACUGGACCAGUCCAAGUCUCUGGAGCUCUUCUUCGCCACCAACCAGAGCUCGUGGGCGACGGACCCCUUGAACAACAAAUCCCCGAGGCUGUGCCGCAAGUUCUCCUCUCCCCCUCCUCUCACGAUCCCCUCUCGCAGCGUCUCCCCCGUCCACUCCCGCAAGCUCUCCCUCAGUUCCCCCAUCGGUGGGAAAGCCGGAGCGUUGGACCUUUCCACCACCCCGACCUCCUCUGCAGCCAGCUCCCCCACCUCCAGCCACAGCCCCUCCAUCUCCUCUCCUCCCCCUUACUCCACCAGGCCCCCCUCUGGCUUCUCCUGGCCUCCGCCCACCGCCACGCGCUCUCCCAGCCUCCCCCAGGCCUCUGGGGUGUCCUCUCCGCCCCCCACCUCCACCAAGGCCCCCCUGGACCUCAGCCGCGGCCCCGGCUCGCCAGAGCUGAGCCCAGCUGAAGGGGAGGACGUCAGCGGAGAGCUGCCGCGCAUCGACGCCUUCUGUGGGAAGCUGAGGCGCAGCAUCCGCAGGGCUGUCCUGGAGUCAGUUUCUCUGGACAAGUUCCUCCCUGAGUCAGCGGCCAGCAGCGAGCCGGGCGACUUGUCUCCCUGUCGCUCGCCUUCGACGCCGAGGCACCUCCGCUACAGACCGUCGGGAGUCACACCGGGGGAGAACUCCCGCUGCCCGAUGUCGCCGGCGUCAGCGUUUGCGAUCGCCACUGCUGCCGCCGGGCACAGCAGCUCCCAGGGCUUUAGUAAUUCGGAAAAAGUCUUUGACAAAGAAUUCAUCAUCCGGAGAGCUGCUACCAACAGAGUCCUCAACGUGCUGCGGCACUGGGUCUCCAAACACUCGCAGGACUUUGACAUGAACAGUGAGCUGAAGACGGGGGUUAUCGGUCUGUUGGAGGAGGUGCUACGAGAUCCAGACCUGCUGCCCCAGGAGAGGAAGGCAACGUCCAACAUACUAAGCAGUGCCCUUUCUCAAGAAGAUCAAGACGAUGCUCAGCUGAAGAUAGAGGACAUAGUACAGAUGACAAGCUGUCCCCUACUACACUUCAUUGUGGUGGAGGGUCCGAAGGCAGAGUGCUUUGAGUCUCUCUCGGCCAUGGAGCUGGCAGAACAGAUCACUCUACUGGACCACAUCGUGUUCAGGAGUAUUCCCUACGAGGAGUUCCUGGGUCAGGGCUGGAUGAAGGUCGACAAGACGGAGCGGACUCCGUACAUCAUGAAGACCAGCCAGCAUUUUAAUGACAUGAGUAACCUCGUGGCGUCUCACAUCAUGGCCCACGCUGACGUGGGCUCCAGGGCCGGCUCCAUAGAGAAGUGGCUGGCGGUGGCCGACAUCUGCCGCUGCCUCAACAACUAUAACGGCGUGCUGGAGAUCACCUCGGCUCUCAACCGCAGCGCCGUCUUCAGGCUGAAGAAGACCUGGUCGAAAGUCUGCAAACAGACAAAAGCCCUAAUGGACCGGCUGCAGAAGACGGUGUCGUCAGAAGGGAGGUUCAAGAAUCUCAGAGAGACACUGAAAAACUGUAACCCUCCAUGCGUUCCGUACCUGGGCAUGUACCUCACCGACCUGGCUUUCAUUGAGGAGGGAACACCCAACUUCACGGAGGAGGGCCUGGUCAACUUCUCCAAAAUGAGGAUGAUUUCUCACAUUAUCCGGGAGAUUCGUCAGUUCCAGCAAGCUCCUUACAGGAUAGAGCACCAACCAAAAGUGACUCAGUUCCUCCUGGAUAAGACUCUAGUGAUGGAUGAAGAUACCCUGUAUGAGCUCUCGCUGAAGAUUGAACCUCGAGUACCACCUGGCUGACAUUUCACACACAAACAUAGUCACACGGAUGUGAUAUAUAGAAUAUAUCCAUCAAUCAAUAUCAGAGAUGAAUUACCACAACUUGAGAUUCUUUCUUAUUAAAGCAGGGGUUGUUUUAUGAAACACCGCCAGUCAUUGUGCUUAGGAAACUCAGGAGAAAAUGUGCCUUUUUGUGUAAAUAUUAUGUGUAUAUUUAGUAACAGAAUGAACUGUAUAACAUGCACAACUCUGCCAUACAACCGUACAGUUAUGACUGUAGAAACAACCAUGUUAGCUAGCCAAACAUGGCGCUAGUGUCACGUUGUACAUACCAAUCUGCCUCUGUAGUCUUGCACGUAACAUUGUCAGAUGAGUUUUACAUGAUUUAUGUAAUCAUAGCCGGAUUAUCCUGCUUGUCCAUAGAGAAGCCAAGUCCUUCUGCUACUUUCCUUAUUUAGGGAAAAAUGUACUAUAGUGAACAGCGAGAAAAACAAAUAAGUACAUAUUUGAUCCCAUUUGAAUUGAGCCAUGAAUUCAAUUCAAUUCGUCAAUUUCAAAGAUAAUUUUUUU